This is a messenger RNA of Neoarthrinium moseri, 1707 nucleotides long. RefSeq lists its product as uncharacterized. The transcript is spliced from 4 exons. Lineage: Eukaryota; Fungi; Ascomycota; Sordariomycetes; Amphisphaeriales; Apiosporaceae. The coding region runs from base 1 to 1707 and encodes 568 amino acids. The record is from RefSeq and is a predicted model, not a curated record.
AUGCCUCCGGCAGAGGAGACAGAUCAUUUCGACGUUAUCAUUGUAGGCGCAGCGCAGCGUCUGCUUCAAGCGCAUCCAGAGACACGGCUCGCCAUCCUGGAGCGCGACUACUGCGUGGGAGGGGUAUGGAGUGAGCGACGAAUCUAUCCCAGCUUUUGGACGCAAUGGACACAUGGCAUUGCCGAGUUCUCUGAUAUGCCUAUGGAGCGGCCACCACCCGAAGAUUGCAUACACGACUUGUUCCGUGCCAAGUAUACUACAAAGUACCUUGAAGACUAUGUCGACAACAUGAGUCACGGUGGGCAGACGUUACGAGAUAGGAUACACUUCAACAUUCACGUUCAGUCUAUCAGGAAGAUCAACCACAAAUGGCAACUCCUGUGCGUCGACAUGACCAGCAAGUCACAGCAACCAAUGUUCUCUUCGAGGCUCAUGAUGGCAAAUGGCCAAUCUUCGCUCCCUAAUGUGCCUAGUUUUCCUGGCGAGGAGUAUUUCCACGGGAAAAUAAUACACUCAAUCGACUUUGGCCAAUCUGACAUCGCCCAGGACAAGUCGAUCCAGCACAUUGCCGUAAUUGGUGCAGGCAAGUCGGCCGCCGAUAUGGUGUAUGAGGCCGUCAAGGCGGGCAAAACUGUAUCAUGGAUUAUCCGCAAAACCGGGAACGGCUCGCUCGGAGCUGCAGCCUUUGCACCUAUCGACUUGCCUACGCUAUAUAGAAACGGGGUUGAAGCCUCACAGGCAAGGAUCAUGGCAUCGCUACAGCCGUGCUACCUGAUUCCCUACCGAUCCUGGUGGACAUGGCUUCUUCAUAGCACCCAUCUGGGUGCAAAGCUCGUGGGUAAGAUCUUUUCAAUCCUGGAUAACUCGAUUCGUAAGUAUGCUGGGUAUCGGGAGAGGAAGAGUGACAAAGGCUUUGAAAAACUGGAAUACGACAAUGAUAUAAUCUGGCAGAAUGGAACCGCAGGAGGCUGCCACUUCGCAGAUUUCUGGCCUCUCGUCGCGGAUCAGGUUUAUGUUCAUCGGGCCGACGUAAAGCUUUUGAACGGAAAUGAGCUGUAUCUCAACGACGAGAACGGCACCCAUUUCCCUUGUGACGCUAUUCUGUGCGGGACUGGCUGGAAACGCGGGCUUGACAUGUUCGAAAACAGCACGCUCAUGGAGCUAGGAUUGCCAUACCCCAAAAAUAUCGAGCCACAGGAGGAGGCUGCUAAAUGGGAGAAGCUCGUCAAUAAGGCAGAUGAACAAGUCCUCAGACGGUUUGUCAUGCUCAGAAACCCACCAAAGCACUACCAUAAGCACGAAACACGCACGCCGUAUCGACUAUAUCACACAAUGGCCCCUGUACACGACGACUCUAUCCUCUUCAUGAAUCAUGUAGUCGCGGGAGCAAAACUGUUUGCUGCCGAGGCCCAGGCGAUCUGGGCAGUGGCUUACUGGGACAAGGCGUUUACGCUUCCCUCUGUAGCCGAGAGGGAAGAUGACAUUGCACACAUGGUUGCGUGGAACAAGCGGCGCUAUCUGUCGAACGGCGAGCUUGGGCAUUUCGCUGCUUUUGACAGCGUUCCGUACGUCGAUAGGCUCUUGGACGAAAUCGGCGUUACAUCGCAUCGAAAGAAGGGCUGGCUGGGAAACAUGUUCGCUCCGAUCAUGCCUGCUGACCUAGGCAAGGUGUGGCAGGAGUAUCUCGCACGACGAACGAAGCAGUAG